Molecule: messenger RNA, 8394 nt
Organism: Lymnaea stagnalis (great pond snail)
Lineage: Eukaryota; Metazoa; Mollusca; Gastropoda; Lymnaeidae
Source: the annotation of a GenBank genome assembly
CGGAUUACAGUCACGGAAAAUGGAAUGUGGUCUAGCAGUUUAAAAUGUUAAUCCAUACGAGAGUUCUUGUUUGUUUCCAAGCAUUUGGUAAGAAGUCGACAUAUUAGUUGUUUCUUAGUAAACGGUUCGCUGAUAAGCCUUGAGGGCUUGAUGAUAUGUUUAACCUCAGUUGAAUUAAAUGUGUAUUCCAACAAGAUAUUCGAUAAGCCUCUUUAACCUGAAACACACAAAAUUAAAUCUUAUGGAAAAUUAUUAGAUUAAUGGGCUUUCUUAUGAUUAACAUCACAGCAAAUAAUCGUAGCGUAAUUGCGUCUAAUAUAGUUGAUAUGUACACAUAACGAACAAUAAUACAUACAUUUCAAAUAUUUUUUUUAUUUUAAAAUUUAAUAAUGUUAAACAUAUUAAACAAACAUUUUUUUCUAUAGAAGUACUAUGUUAUUUCACUUUUCAAAUGAAGAUUAUUUGCAUGCAAAAAAGAAAAGAACACGUACAUUGCCAUCAUAAAUUUAAAAUGACACUAAUUUGGACUUAGGCUUGCAAGUGUUCAGGCGAUCUUAUGGCCAAAAUCUCUAGGACAAUUAACUUUCUAAAGACAAAAGGAACGGAGUGCGCAACGCCUGAACUGUUGUGUGAUUUUCUUUUACAGUUUUAUAUAGUACCAUAAAGUACUAAUUCAAAAUUGACGUGUGUAUGUGGAAAUUAAUGUUUUGGACUAUCAUACUAUGAAACAUCUAUAUUACAUUAUAGUAGGAUAUAUAUCCCAUGAUGACGUCGCAAGACGAAAACUCAAGGCUUGGGGUUUCUUUUUGUUUUAAUGUGGGAUAAGCCGGUUUGCUCGUCUUUGCAUUGUUGAGGAUUGAGCUCCAGUCCACAAACUUUUUUUUUUUAAUUGACCCCAUUUAGAGUGCUCGGACACCCACAUAAAAACGACAUUAUUCAUAUGUAAAAUUAAAAACAAAAAAAAGUAAUUUCAACUGUGUUAUCUUUCCCUCCCCCCCCCCCCGCAAGUUUCCAUCAGCCUGUGCAAGAUGCUGGUUUCGAAUUUCAGCAAGGUUCAAGACACGUUGAUUGACAUGACGUACUUAAACAUCACAUACUUAAAUGUGAACAUCAUCAUAUGUGCCCAGCGCUGUCUCAGUUUAUCGAAUGUUACGUGUUACAGUUUUACCUACAGCAAUAUCACACGGCAAUGUCAACUUGGUAAUUAAAGAUAUUUAUUUUAUUUAUUUUUCAAAUAUGUCUUUUAAAGCAAAAAAAUAAUAUAUACUUUUCAUGUCAAUAAAUAUAUAUAUUUUUUUUUAAUACAUUUUUUUAGCAGUAUAAAGUUAGUAGUGUUUUUACAAGUAUAUUAAUAAACUACCUUAAAAAUAAAAGUAAAAAAAUAAUACAUACAAAUGUAUUUUAAAAUAAAUUAAAUGUUUUCGCUAAAACUUGCCAAGAAGGCCUCUGCAGUUCAAGUUUAUUAUGAACUAUUAUCUUUGUAACUUUGUUAAGGCAGGUCUGUUUCUAUUUUGCACUACAUUGUUAAUAAAAUCAUUCCCGUUCUAAAUUCAACCAUUUCAUUUUACGCACGUAUCAAUAAACGUAAAAAGGUAUAAUUUGAUUUUAGUUCUUGUAUACCUUUCCAGGUUCAUGGUUGUUUCCUCCCCGUGGGGCGCGGAGCUCAUUAUCAGGCGCCCUGUACAGCACGGGGGCUUUCUGUAACACGAGCGCGUCCUUUAAAAUAGAGAGUCGCUACAUACUGCCUGCGUGUUACAAGACUGAAAAUAAACAAUUAAUCUACGAGGAGGCUAAGUCAGCUUGUGAAGGUAACAAUAUGGCUUUGCUAAUUUCAUGGAGUGUUGCGAAAGUUAUUGUAACAGCACUGCUUAGAUCAUUUCAUAGAGUGUUGUGUAGAGUUACUGUAACAACACGGCUUAGAUCAUUUCUUGUGGUGUUGUGUAAAGUUACUGUAACAACAAGAUUUUGAUAAAUUUGUUGGUGUUCUGUAAAUUUACUAUUUAAAAAAGUCUUAGAUCAUUUGUUGUGGUGCUGUGUAAAGCUAGUGUAAAAAUAAGGCUUAGAUCAUAUAUUGUGGUGUUGUGUAAAGUUACUGUAACAACAAGACUUUGAUCACUUCUUGUGGUUGUGUUCAGUGUUACUGUAACAAUGCGGCCAAUAUAAGUUCUUCUGGUGUUGUGUAAAGUUACUUUAACAUCAAGGUGUAAGAAAAUUUCUUGUGUGGUGUAAAGCUACUGUAAAAACAAGACUUAAAUCAUUUCUUGUGUUGUUGUGUAAAUUUACUGUAACAGCACGGCUUAGAUAACAUUUUUGGUGUAGUGUAAAGUUACUUUAAAAGCAUGGCUUAGAUAACUUCUUGUGGUGCUGUAUAAAUUUACUUUAACAACAAAUCUUAGAUCAUUUCUUGUAAGAAUGUGUAAAGUUACUGUAAAAACAAGGCUUAGAAACUUUCUUGUCGUGUUGUGUAAAAUGACUUAUAAAUAAGAAUGGUACGCUAUGAAAAAAAGUAAUAUAUUUCAAUCGUUAUCAUUAAAAAUAGACAAGACUAAGGACAUGAUUGCAUUUAGGCAAUGCGCUUUUAACCCCAAUAUGAAAAUACUUAGACUUUGAGAAAAAAUAUUUCUAAAAUUGAGUAAAAAACAGUAGCGUAUUGUAGUGGUUCCCAAACUUAUAAUUUUUGCGGGCUGGUGGUCACGAUUCAAAAUUCAACCACAGAAAAAAAUUUGUUUUUUCUUUUUUUAAAGUUUGAUUUUACAAAAACAAAAAAUGAAUACAUAACUGAAAGUAAGAAUCGUGACCUGGUGCUUGUUUGCAAACCAACAGUUUGUGAAAGCUGGCCUGAGCCUUUCAAACGUUAACAAAAUCUAACCGCCCCUGGCUGCUAUUCAAAAAGACAAUCUAAGCACACAAGAGACAUACUUCUGAACUAAUAUAUGUUAUGAAGCCAACAUUUCAAAAUAACUGUAUAGAGUUCUAACCGUCAUAAUGUAUUUUAAAAGUAAACAUAUAACAAAAAAAAAAAAUAAACGGUCUGUUCGAGUUAUUUGACUCGCCGAGGAGACUCGGGGACAUCCACACAGGUGUUGCCUCUUCGUGGCGAGGCAGAUUGGUGGGUUGGGGGCCAUUUCCACCCGAAGAUCAAAACCCCGGUCAACUGUAUGACUCUCAGUUCAACGGGAAUAUAAACAAAAUAGCAUGAUUGCUUGUGGUCGUUAAUAGAGAUGAGGUUUUUGGGGUGGUAAAACACAUGCCAAUGAUUUUAGCUAUGUUACUGUGAGAAAGCUGCUCCGAGGCAAUCGUGUCGUCCCAGCUUUUCGUCCUGACAGAAGGACUCCAUGGGCGGUGGGGGAUCGUAAUGUUACAACAUUUCCCCGGAGAGAAAUCAAACCCACCAAAAAUUUUGGAAGAGUUGACUGCGAACGCUUUAACGCAACGUUUUCGUUCGAAAAGACGCACAUGGGGCCGGGGGAAUAUAUCAGCGUGCCGCCACAAAUUCUGUCGAUGAGGAGAUCCGGCGUCUGGCCCGUGUGCAGGUGUGACAGGGGAGGGCAUCAAGUUUCUGCCCUGCAAGGUUCACCGACGCCAUAUCCCAAAGUUACUUAUAAUUGUAUGAAAACGAGAUGAAUUUUUUGAUAUAUUGUUAAAAGGCGCCCUUUUUUUAACGAAAUUGCCGCUAGUACUCACUUAAGGUAUUUACAGGAAUAAUCCGAAAAGGCCACACAUAUUGUUUUGGCACCUCCUUUCUGGAUGAAGCAUACGAAAAUACUCUACCAUAUCUUGGUUUAUUUAAUCUACGUCCUUUAAUUUUCUGUCCGACGCAUUUCGAGAGAUUCUGUCUUUAGUUGAUCGGGAAACAAAUAUUGUUUACCUGAGCGAUUGCUAGAGGAAAUCAAACACUUAGACGUAACGUCGAUGCAGCUUACCUUUCAUAAACAUCAUUAGCUAUAAGUUUCUUACCACACAUGCUAAAAGGUGCCUACCUUAUCUUUAAUUUGGCGUUGAAGUCAACAAUCAGACCCUGAGUUUUCUGAAUGUGUUCCAGGUUUAAAUAUCAUGACUAGUAUCUCCUUUUUCACAUUGCCAUAUUUUUGACCCAGUUAUGUUUACAGCUAGUAACGAAUAAUAUUCUCUAAUUCGAAUUCAUUAAUAAAUCUUGGAAUGCAUUAUUUUUAUCCCUAUUACUAAUUAAUAUCUUCUUAAUCACCUUUAUUUGUUUUUAGAAAAAUAAUUUUUAACGCAUGCACUAAAACUAGCAGCAUUUUAACUCACAGAUCUUGGAAGUUUGAACUGUGGAAAGUGUCAACUCAUCUGCUCUACUAACUAACUUACUUAAGAAAAUCAGCAAACACCGAGCCGAGGCUCAUAUGGUCCUCCCAAACGCACCACCCCGCCAACCAGACCGGCCUUCAACCACUCCCCCAGUGGUCUUUAUUCCGAUCGGGCCGCGAAGUGGCACGCCAGGGACGCUCCGCCCCUAAGACCGCCACACCCGACCUCCACUCGAUUGGCCGCUGAGUGUGGCAGCCCCAGAGAAGAAACACCUGGCCAGCCGGAUUGCUACUCACGCUGCAACAGGGCCGGGCUUUCUAGGGGGUUGGGGUGGAUAUUUAACGUCUCUAAAGUCAACCCUUACUACCCCGGGGGGGACCGCGUAGUUGUUUAAGACCGACGCCCUCUACUAGGGUUUGUAUGGUUAUUCUACGGCGCGACUAAUUCACACUGUAGAUGGGAGAGAGAGGUUGCCUAGGAGCAGUACCCUCAAGACUGCUCUACUAAAUGUUUUAAUUCAUCAAGUUCUUUCACACGAUGAAAUAUCUCGUACUAAUAUUGAAUAAAAUCAAGUCGUUUAUCACAAUAAAUGUAACCGUACUAUCUUAUUAUUAACACACUAGCAAAAAUUACCCGAUGUUAUCGGGAUAAUAACUAACGGUAGCUCUAUCGCGAUAAUUUCUACCUGCUAUUGCAAAAACUCUUCCUGACUUCUAACUUUAAAAAGAAGUAUCUAUGUUUUAAUAUUUACGUUUCAAACAUCAUUAAGUUUUGAGAAAUAUUUACCUGCUAUAUAUUAAACAUUUACCCUACGUCCUUUCACGCCCCUAUAUUACUUUUUUCCAUCUAAACAUGACCUUAAAUUACCCCGUCUUAAUUAGCAGCAAUUAUACCAUUUUUCUCACUAAAGAAGUUAAUUGAGGGUCGAUUUCUACGCUACAGGAGUACUUUAGAUUUACACCUUUUCGUGCCCUUGAUUUACUUUUUUCCCCUUAAAAUUGAGAAAAAAACAUAAUAAUAUGAUAUAAAUAGAUUUAAUUUUAAAGCAAUGUGAUAUAUUUCUAUCUUCUUAAAAAUGUAAAACAAUCUUUUGCCUUUUUUAAAAAAAUUAUACAUUAUCAGAAUCUCGUAAAACAAAGAAUUCUUUUAUUUAAAGAAGAUUCUAGCAAACAUGACUAUUUUUUCUAAAUUUAAAUUGUUAAUCUCAUAAAAAUAGACAUCUGGUUACUUUUUGCAAAGUAAAAACAAAAAUAUAUUUUAAUUUUUUGAAAGUCAAUAUUAACCCAUCCUUAUUUUUCAAAAUUAAUUUUUCGAGUGUGUAAAAUGAUUGAGUCUUGAUAUUCAUUGGUAUACUAAUAUAAAUGUACAGAUAUUUAAAGCCUUAAAAAAAUAACUUAAAUGGCAAAGAUAUGUUUGUUAAAAAGAGAAUGUACUAUCUCUUAUUUUACAAAUGUGAUAUCAUAGGAGUUAACUAUUAUGUCAUCGACGUUAAAAGGUACACAUCUUAUUUCCUACCUCUGACAUUUAUUUAACCAUGAUAAUUAAUUAUUUAUCAAAUUCAUUCCAAUUAUUUUAAGACUAUUUUGUGCUGCCUUAGGCAAAAUGGACUUACACAUAUUUGUAAAAAAAAAAUAAAAUGUAACAUCUCUUUUUCACAAAUGUAAUACCAUAGGAUUUAAAUAUAGAGUCUUCCACGUGAAAAUGUACACAUCCUUUUUUCUUCCUCCUAUAUAUAUAUAUAUAUAUAUAUAUAUAUAUAUAUAUAUAUAUAUAUAUAUAUAUAUAUAUAUAUAUAUAUAUAUAUAUAUAUAUAUAUAUCCAAGAAGGAAUUAUUUGUCAAAUUCAUUCCUUAAUUUGAGACGUAUCUUUUGCUGCCUGGGGCAACGUGACCUUUCGCUUCCUCCACCCGGAUUUAUAUAACAUUAAAAAACAUUCCACCGGAUUGCAGUCCCUUCCAUACCCAAACUAAGAUAUUUUGCUCUUCAUAUGGUUCGUUCUUAUAUGUAUGAGUUAUAAGUGUAUAAGUGAAUGUUUUUUGGAGUUGUGCGGCAUUGAUUGAGUUAAACAGAUUUUUCUUAUUAGAAGUAUAUUUAAAGGUUACGUUUUAAUUACGUUAUUAAUUGAAUAAAAGAAUAUUUUUGGAAUUAAAAAAGGAAAACUUAUCAAAUGUUAAAAAUACAAAGAUAAAAUGUGUGUGUGCUUUAUUUACAACUUAAAGAGCAAUCAAUGAAAUUUAUAAAUUUUAUUUUUAAGAAGGGGUAAAUACAUUCUGGGUUUUUUUAACGCGCGGUUAUUAAAUCAAAGAAACUUAAGAGUUUUGGCAAACAUUUGCGAUUCACGCGAUGACGUCAUUUGUGUGUUAAUAAGAAGAAAUUAAUUUUAAUUUUAUUUCGCAACAUUAAAAACGCACUAAAAAACAACUGAUUUUUUGGGUUUUCCCAAUAAAUGUGAUUACGACGUAAUUCUUAAAACAUAACUUUAUUUUGAACUUUUUUUUUCCAUAAAUUUAAAUUCAGAUAAACUACUUAAAAUAUUUCCUUUGUUGUCACUUUAAAUAUAUCUGUAAUUUAUAAUAAUAAUACUUACACUUUUAGUGAAAUAACAGCAGAUUUAAAAUAUUUUUUGCGAAUUUAAAUUUAUUCGAUUUCCGUAAAAUAAUAGAAACUAACUAUGAUUGAUCUUAGGUAUCCCAACGUACUUCAAUCGUAUCGGUGUCACUAUUGCCUGAUCUUAUAUUGAUAUAAAUAAAUAUACAUAUAUAUAUAUAUAUAUAGUAAACUCCAUACACAUACGAAUGCAGCGCAGCUUGCUAUCAAACCGACAUAAUACACAUCCUACUUCCAUCAAGUUCCAUUCAAGAUUCUAUUUUUUUUUAGUUUAACAAUUCAUUUGCAUGCUUGCUGGUGAAGCUAGUCAGUGUCUUAUUUUUUAACCUUAGCUCUAUUGCAGGCUAGGAAUCUAUCAACUACUUUCUAGUUGAAAACACUCCAGAAUGAGACAAAGCUCUAUUUUUUUCCCCCAGCUAUGCAUUCACAUCUAUAUUCAGUGAAGACGGAAGAAAAACUAAAUUUAUUACAAACAAUUAAUGCCCAAGACUACUGGAUUGGUCUUAAUGACGUACAGUUGAACGGUACUUUAAGAUGGACGGAAGACGGAACCGAAUUUGAUGAGAGCCUAAGGGGCUUACUCUUUGACUCAGGUAAACGUUGUGGUUAUUUUUUUUAUGGAUGUUGCUAUUCCAUGAAAUGCUGCAGCUAUUUAAGUGGUAGGGACUAUGUCAUGUAACGCUUCAGUUAUUUAUGUGUUAGUGGCUAUGCCAUGCAUUGUGGUAGUUGUUGUGUUUUAGUGAAUAUGUCAUGUAAUGCUUCACUUAUUUCUGUGUUUGUAACUAUGUUAUGUAAUGCUGCAGUUAUGAAUGCGUUACUGAUUAAGUCACGUAAUGCUGCUGUUAUUUGUUAGUGACUCUUUCAUGUAAUGCUGCCAUUAUUCAAGUGUUAGAAAUUAUGUCAUGCAAUGUAGUAGUUGUUUAUGUGUUAGUGGUUGUGUCAAGUAAUGCUGCCGCCAUGUUUGCGUUAGUGACUAAGUCAUGUGAUGACUCUGUUAUUAAAGCACUAGAAAUUACGUCAUGUAAUGUAGUAGUUGUUUAUGUGUUAGUGGUUGUGUCAUGUAACGCUGCAGUUAUUUAUCUUUCUUGUACUAUGCCAUGUAAUGUGGUAGUUAUUUAUGACGUAGUGACAUGCAAGGUAAUGAUUAUGUUAAAAACUAUGUCAUGUAAUGAUGCAAUCAGAGACGCCAAGAGAUUUUAACUUAAGCAACUUUGUUGUGAUGACGAAGCGAUGCGAUUGUGUGAAGGUUUGACUGGACAAACUGAUUGCAGCUUUGUAUUUUAUUUUUUAUAGAAUAACCCACAAUUAAUACAUGUUCUAAAUCCUUGACAGGUACAACAAACAAUGCGUCCAAUGUUGGAGAUUGUAUUCUGUACAAUGUUCAGUCUCGGCGGCUGAGUGCAUCCAAUUGUUCUUCACCUUUUAAAUACGUUUGUGAGAUGAGUCCAAAGGCUUGAAAGGUAUUUUCUGAGACUCGGAAUGAGGUGAACUGAUCUGUCCCGUUAAUUCAUGAUUAAGG